AUGUUUUAUGACAUCGCUGCUGUUGACCUUCUUCUGUGGGCGUUUCCUGGACGAGUUGGGAGCGAGGUGGUGCCGACGGUGAUGGAGAACGUGCAGAUGCCUGUGACUGUGGACGGGAAAUCGAUGACCUUGACGCUGCGGGAUACGGCAGGGGGCGAUGACUUUGCUCGCAUCCGGCCGUUGAGCUACCAGCGCGCAAGCGUAGCCCUUGUCUGCUUCUCUGUUGCCUCGCGAUCGUCGUACGACCGCGUGAGCUCGGUGUGGGCGCCCGAGCUCGACGCACACUGCCCGAGCGUCCCGCGGCUUGUUGUCGGCCUCGCUACCGACGUCGGCGACGAUCGGGUGGUGACAGCUGCUGAGGGCCGAGCGCUGAGCGAAGCCAUCGGGGCGGCAGAAUAUGUCGAGGCAUCGGCCAAGACCGGCGGCGUAGAGGCAGCCAGCGCGGUGCUGGACGCCGCGCUAGCGUGA
This is a messenger RNA of Thecamonas trahens ATCC 50062, 468 nucleotides long. RefSeq names its product rho GTPase. Lineage: Eukaryota; Apusomonadida; Apusomonadidae. Bases 1 to 468 code for a protein of 155 amino acids. Gene Ontology annotation, molecular function: GTPase activity; GTP binding. Gene Ontology annotation, biological process: small GTPase-mediated signal transduction. The record is from RefSeq and is a predicted model, not a curated record. The transcript is spliced from 3 exons.